Molecule: messenger RNA, 1565 nt
Organism: Mollisia scopiformis
Lineage: Eukaryota; Fungi; Ascomycota; Leotiomycetes; Helotiales; Mollisiaceae
Product: AAA-domain-containing protein
Exons: 4
Coding region: 75-1319 (414 amino acids)
Cellular component (GO): mitochondrial outer membrane
Molecular function (GO): ATP hydrolysis activity; ATP binding
Source: RefSeq, a predicted model, not a curated record
CUUUGACUUGUCACUUUUCUUCACUGUACAAUUUCCUCUCUCUCUAUCACAUAAUACAUAUAUCUACUGAUACGAUGGGAGAUGGCGCCACUAGAAAGUAUGGCUUGCUGCAGGACCUAUUGCUCAUCGUUGUCUCCAGCUUUUCUAUGUACUACAUUGCGAAAAGUGUAGUAGCUAGCCUGCCAUUAGGAACCGACCCCGAGAAGGAACAGCAUGAACAAGCUCGAGUGAAAGCUACAGCCAACCUGCGAAGGUUGGGCAUAUCUCGAGGUGAAGAGGACUCGGAAGAUGAGUCGGGAAGAAAUACAGACAGUUCGAGACGACCCAGGAAAGAAGAUUUCAACCUGGACCAGUAUGAAAGCCAGAUCGCAAUGGAGGUCGUCGCGCCUGAAGAUAUACCUGUUGGAUUUGAUGACAUUGGAGGGUUGGACGACAUCAUCGAAGAGCUGAAGGAAUCAGUCAUAUAUCCUUUAACGAUGCCUCACCUGUAUUCUCAGUCUUCCUCCUUAUUAGCUGCUCCGUCCGGCGUACUUCUAUAUGGCCCCCCAGGAUGUGGAAAGACUAUGUUGGCAAAAGCUCUUGCUCAUGAAAGUGGGGCUUGUUUCAUCAAUCUGCAUAUUUCAACACUCACUGAGAAGUGGUACGGAGAUUCAAAUAAGCUGGUACGAGCUGUUUUCUCGUUAGCCCGGAAGCUACAACCCACUAUUGUCUUCAUUGACGAGAUUGAUGCUGUUCUUGGGCAAAGGCGCAGCGGCGAACAUGAAGCCAGUGGAAUGGUGAAAGCAGAAUUUAUGACACUGUGGGAUGGUUUAACGUCAGCGAAUGCCGCUGGAGUACAAGCUUGUAUUAUGAUCCUGGGGGCCACGAAUCGAAUACAGGAUAUUGACGAAGCUAUUCUGCGAAGAAUGCCCAAGAAAUUCCCAGUUUCACUGCCUUCCAACUCCCAAAGGCGGCGAAUCUUGAACCUCAUUCUUAAAGAUACCAAAAUCGACGAAGAUAAUUUUGACAUCGAAUACUUGACCCGGGUCAUGGCUGGUAUGUCAGGUAGUGACAUUAAGGAAGCAUGUCGAGAUGCAGCUAUGGUGCCCGUUCGAGAGUUCAUCAAGGAGCAAAGAGAACGGGGAGUUGCAAUGUCAGGCGUCAACCCAGAAUCUGUCCGUGGAGUAAGAACGGAGGAUUUCUUUGGCCGAAAAGGCGGAGGACAAAUACUCAAGGACAAUCACGCUCGUCAUUCACACAAGCAAACCCAGAAGAAACCGGAAGCAUCAAGUGAGGAGUACGAGGACUUUGAUGAUGAGGCAGCAGAGUCCAUGGACUGAGGCGCUUGACUAUUGAGCGAUUAGAUGUGUAACAUACCGCGGGCGUUCUCAUGGUGGUCCACAUGGUUUAUAUACCGCAUGAACAUAAAUGGUCAGGCUGGCUUCUGGUGUUAGGAGGCUUGUACAUUGAGAAACAAGCAAAUAUCAACUCUUUACUUUGCUAUAAGAAGUCAAAACGAGGAUAAUGGCCACUUGAAGAUUCACGUGCGAAGAGGCUCGAUAGGAUAAGUAAUGCUUCGUGAUGGU